Messenger RNA from Trichosporon asahii var. asahii CBS 2479, 4500 nucleotides. RefSeq lists its product as uncharacterized. Gene Ontology annotation, cellular component: catalytic step 2 spliceosome; membrane. NCBI's taxonomy places the organism in Eukaryota, Fungi, Basidiomycota, Tremellomycetes, Trichosporonales, Trichosporonaceae. Gene Ontology annotation, molecular function: protein binding. Gene Ontology annotation, biological process: RNA processing; regulatory ncRNA-mediated post-transcriptional gene silencing; negative regulation of RNA catabolic process. Bases 1 to 4500 code for a protein of 1499 amino acids. The transcript is spliced from 14 exons. The record is from RefSeq and is a predicted model, not a curated record.
AUGCAGAAGAUGGUCGGUCACAAGGCCAAGAUGAUGCACGCGCGACGACACGCCGAGAAGGUGCAGAUGAAGAAGAAGCUCAAGGCCCACGACGAGCGCAAUGUCAAGCAGAAGGACGACGGCGCCGUCAAGGAGGGUGCUCUUCCCGCUUAUCUGCUCGACCGUGAGGGCCAGAAGGACGCCAAGGCGCUCUCGUCCGCCAUCAAGGACCGCAGGAAGGACCGCGCUGCCAAGUACUCCGUUCCUCUCCCGAAGGUCCGUGGUAUCGCCGAGGAGGAGAUGUUCAAGGUUAUCAAAACCGGAAAGCACAAGGGAAAGAGCUGGAAGCGCAUGGUCAACAAGCACACCUUUGUUGGUGAGGGCUUCACGCGUAAGCCUGUCAAGCUCGAGCGUUUCAUUCGCCCUAUGGCUCUUCCCGAGCUCAAGACGACGUUCCAGCUGCCGAUUCUUGGUGUCAAGAAGAAUCCCCAGUCGCCGAUGUACACUUCGCUUGGUGUCCUUACGAAGGGUACCAUCAUCGAGGUCAAUGUCAGCGAGCUUGGUAUGGUCACCACGGGAGGAAAGGUCGUCUGGUCGAACGUCAGCAACAACAACGGCGCAAGCCGGAAUUUCAGCACUUACAUCAACCACGGUACCACGAGCAUGAGCGGCCCACCGACGUCGUUCUCGUCGUUCCCGGAAUUGAAGGAGCUCACUGCGGGACCUUCGAAGACACCGUCAUUCUCUUCAUUUCCGGACAUCGACCUAGGCGGGCUUCCGAGGUCGAACGACAAGGAACGAUCUCGGCCGCCCUCAGAAGAGCGCGACCAUGAUAGGAGGCGAAGAGAUCGCUCCAGAGACCGAGACAAUGAUCGCAGAAGAAGAGAUAGGUCUCGCGACAGGGCAAAGGAUGGGCACCGCAGGAAAGACCGUGAUCGCGACAGACUACGAGAGAGCAAGAUUGAUCGACGAAGGGAUGACGGAGACCGAAAGAGGGAUCGUGAUCGAGAUCGAGAACGGGAUCGCAACCACGAGAGAGAUCGCGACAGGGAACAUCGACGAGAUAGACAUAGCAGACGAGAGGACAGGCAACGUCACCACGACCGUUCGAAGUCACCAAGGGAAGACGACGACGAAAAGCGAAAGGAGAAGGAGGAUAGACGCCGGCGUGAUCGGGAGCGCGCCGAGGAGCUUGUGAACGCUGCUUCGAAAACCGAAAGUAUCAAGAUGGAGGACGACGGUAUGCCGUGGUAUGAGGCUCGGACAACUGCUCAGCCUGCACCUGCGCCUCUGCCAUCAAAGGCGUUUUUCCUCGAUACCGUUGGGGAUCGCGACGUCGCGAGAUGGAAUUUGACGUCGUCGGAGUCAACACCGAGGUAUCGCCGCGAUGCCGGUAGGUACUCUGCUAAACCUCUCGAAGGCUCAGCCUCUCGCCAUCUCGGGCGCAUCUUGUUACGCCCUAAUAACGAGGAGAGCGAACCACUCGGUGAUUACACGCUCAUCCAUCGACGGAAAGCGAUACUGCCCUCCACCGACUUACCGGACCAUCGUGUCAUCUUGCAUGAAAAGGAGGAGAGUGAGGAUGAACUGGAAGGUGUUCUGGGGCAAGUCACGACUUUGCAGGACAGCCUGAAGGCGAAGCGGAUGGAAUUUGAGCGGCACCUGUCUCAAUAUCCGGAGGACGUGAAGGAGUGGAUCAAAUACUCCACUCUGCACCUGCAGGAGCAGCCAAGCUCUGUUCGCAAGACUGGUGAUGAUCUGGCUGCCCAGCCGACCACUCGAGCAAACGCCGAAGUGACUCUGUCACUGCUUGAGCGUGCCCUCAAUUCUCACCGGGCGAACUUUCGAUCAACAGAACUGCACAUCGCCUUCCUCCACGCAGCUGAGGCAUUUUGGCCACCGGAUAAGGUUACUCAGCGCUGGAAGAACGUCAUCAGCCAACUCAGCGGCCAAGCUCCAGAGGACGAGAUGAUUCGACUGUACCUGGGGUACAUCGAUUGGAGGGAGGGUCAAGGACUCGGCGGCAGUGGCAGCGACGGAGGAAUUGAUGAGGUUGUGAGCGUGUACAUCGAAGUACUGGACCGGCUACGGAGCACUUCAGAUGCUGGCUAUGAUGAGCGUGCAAUGGGCGCCUUCCAAGCGCUGAUGGAGAUUACGUUCUUCAAACCAGACCACCUACGAGCACCUGCUCCUCCGUUUGACAGGGAGCUGUGGUUCAUGGGAGUGCUGCAGGAGUUCGAGGACUUUUGGGAUUCUGAGAUUCCCCGUAUCGGCGAGGCAGGCGGGAAGGGUUGGAAGGAGAUGCACGCGUCUCUGGAGGAAGCGAGCAUCCCGAGAUCGACGGCACCGGAUUUCUCUUCGAGCGUGAUCAAUCCCCACGAGCGAUGGCUGGAAGCUGAGCGACACGCCGAGACAGCCUUAUUCCUGCCGGGCCGAGUGAGAGAUUUGGAUGCCGCGGACGACGAUCCAUUCCAUGUCAUUCUGUUUGAGGACGUCGCGCCGUUCCUGUUCCCAGUUCAGUCGCCUAUGGCGCGGUUACAGUUGAUCUUCGCCUUCCUUAACUUCCUCGGCUUGCCGUUCACGCCGCCUGACGUUCCAACCACAUCACCCGCUUCGACGGAUCCGCAACUCCGCUGGACCAUCGCCAAAAAUGAAGGGCUGCGCGCAGCUUUCUGGCCGCCCCGACCGAGCGUCAAGCGUGUCGCCUGGCAGACCGUUGGCGGCGAGCCCUUGGAGGCGGAGGCGCCGCGGGCGAUGUCAUCGCCAUUUGGUUGUCCCGUCAAAUCAUGGACGUCGAGCCGCGACAGCUUGUUUGCCGGAAGCCACUGGUUCCGCGACGUCAACGCACUCGAUCUCGCUCAUGUCGACAUUGAGCUCACUCGAAAUGUGCUGAACCUUCUGCGACCGCUGGUGCCGGAUCCUUCAUUCGUACUCAAUCUGUUUGCGUUCGAAGCUGCGUUGUCUCCCAAGACAGACAACUUGGCCCUCUGGGAUGGCUAUGCUCGACUGGAACGACAGCGCGGUAAGGUGGCGGCUGCCCGGCAAGUGUAUGUUACUGCUAUCCAGUCCGCCAUGGCGCGGAUGCAGGACAGCAAUGACGAGAACCUUGAGCGGGACGAAGCCGAGCUGUGGGCUUCCUGGGCGGAGAUGGAAUGGGAGGAGGGUAACGACAAGCGAUGCUUGGAGGUGCUCGUCAUGGCCGCAGGAAUGCAGCGCCAAGCAAUCGUUCUGAAGACUCGGCAAUCCCCGAGCAAGCUCUUCCUGGGCUCUCUCUUUUCCUACUAUACCGACGGCAUUGAGGCUGUCAGGGACAGUCUAAGCAUGCUGAUCGACCGGCUCCCUGAAGACCACCCUCAGGGGGAGGAGAUGUUGCAACUCCUUGUGAAGAUUGUCCAUUUCCACGCCACUCGACACAGUACUCCGGCUUCACUCGCUCGUGGGAUCCUGGAAUCGGCGAUCGCAAAAUACCCGAACAACACCGAGUUCCUGUCGCUGUACCUCUGGGGCGAGGCGAGCGGACGCGUGUACGGCCGCAUCCAGCGACUAGUCUCGGACCUCACCGCCGAGGACAAGGGCAUCGUCGCCAUGCUCUGGUCGGUGUGGGCGGAGGCGAUUGGGUCAGCGCGGACGUUCUGGGACCCUCGCGGCGGAGGUGCGGAGCGCGUCCGCCGUGCUUUGGACAGGAGCGUGAACACCACAUCGGGCAAGCGUUCGGCCGCCCUGUGGAUGCUGUACAUCGAGUUCGAGACCAUGAUGGGCAGGCCGAGCUCUGCGAAGGCACUCUGUUAUCGCGCCAUUGCCGCGGUCGGUGGUUGUAAGGCCUUGCGGCCCCAUUUCACGCCCCGAGAGCUGGGGUCCAUCGUCGAGUCGAUGUACGAGCGAGGCAUUCGCAUUCGAGUUGGGACUGAAAACUUCUGGAUUGACGAGGAAGAGGAGGAGGGAGAAGAUGGCGGGGAAGACGAGCCGGUCCCCAUCACCGGCGACUACGAGUAUGGCAUGCUGCGGACGAUUGAGGCCGACGAGGAGGCGCCGCCCGCCCUGUCGGGCAACAUUGGCGGCGCUGCUACGCCGACACCGCGCACGAGCGAGCCGGUCGUGCUGGUUCCCGGAACGGCCGCGCGUGACGUCGAGGAAGGCGGUAUCGCUGGCAUUCUGAAAGCGAGCUCGCACCCGUUGGCACUCCUUUGCCUCUACUUCUUCCGAUCUGCCGCUAUUGCGGUCUACGUCCUCUGCGGACUGUUCACUGACAACUACGUCCUCUCGAUCGUCGUCGUCGUUGUCUUGCUUUCCCUCGACUUCUGGAAUACCCGUAACGUCGCGGGCCGCACUCUCGUCGGGCUGCGGUAUUGGAACGAGGUCGAUGAGGAGGGCGAGAGUGCCUGGGUCUUCGAGUCUCGAGACCCCCAAAGCCGUCCCCCGAACCCGAUCGACGCCAAGAUGUUCUGGAUCGCGCUCUACGCGUACCCUGUGGGCUGGACGGCGCUUUUGAUCGUCUCCUUCCUCAAGUUCAACGUCUCGUAA